Messenger RNA from Rotaria sp. Silwood1, 693 nucleotides. NCBI's taxonomy places the organism in Eukaryota, Metazoa, Rotifera, Eurotatoria, Philodinida, Philodinidae. The record is from the annotation of a GenBank genome assembly.
AUGCAACCAGAGUUUUUAUCAAUGCUUGAAACAGAGCUCGGUGUCGGUCGUGUAGGUCAAGAAUAUGGUAUGACAGAGAUUGGUAAUUUUCUAACUUGUAAUCUUGAUGUCGAUCAUGACGACGAUCGACGACAUACGUCUAUUGGUCGAUGCUUGCCUCAUAUGGAAAUUAAAAUUGUCGAUAAUAACGGAACAGUUGUUCCGAUUGGAGCCGAAGGAGAAAUUUGGGCACGUGGCUAUUCGAUCAUGUCUUGCUAUGAUAAUGAUCGUGAGAGAACGGCAGAGAUGAUUACUGAUGAUCGAUGGUUACGGACAGGCGAUUUGGCACGAAUGGAUGAUGAUGGCUAUUUGUUCUUUGUCGGACGAAAAAAAGAAAUGAUCAUUCGGGGCUCUACCAACAUAUAUCCGAUGGAAAUUGAACGAGUCAUUUUGGAACAUCCGAGUGUGGCUGAUGUUCAAGUGUUUUCAAUUCCUGAUCCACUUAUUGAUGAAGCUGUGUGUGCAUUUGUAAAACUGAAACCAGAAAUGAAAUGUGAAGUCGACGAACUCAAAAUGUUUCUCAGUGACAAAUUAACUCCAUAUAAAAUACCUGAACAUAUCCGAUUUGUCGAUGAUUUCACUCGAAAUGUAAUGGGUAAAGUAGCAAAAUAUAAACUCGCUGAAGAGAUGAUUCAUAUCUUGAAAAGCUCAUAG